AGAUUCAUCCCCCAAUUGCGCCUAUAAAAACACACACACACAUAUGAUACAAUUACAAUCAUAUAUCAAUUCAUCAUAACAAUGAUGUCUUUCAUCACUCUCAGAAAAGCCCUAAUUUUUAUCACCAUCUUCCUCUUCACCAACCUGGUGCCCCCAACCCUUGCCAGAACAUCCCACGCCAUACACUUCCGAUCACCCAACCUCUACCCGGAGGGCUUAGCGUGGGACCCAGCAGCCCAGCACUUCGUCGCCGGCUCCCUCAGCCACCGAAUUAUCGUCUCCGUCUCCGACGCCGCCGUCGUCGACACCUUAAUCCACGACCCCACCCUCCCACCUCACUCCACUAUCCUGGGCCUCACCGUCGACUCCAUCAACCGCCGCCUCCUCGCCGUCAUCCACGCGACGCGACCCCACCCCGUAUUCAACGCCCUCGCCGCCUACGACCUCCGCACCCGCACCCGCAUCUUCCUCGCCCCACUCGACGACCCCACCAACGCCACCACCACCACGGACAGACCCAUCGCAAACGACGUCGCCGUCGACUUCUCCGGCAACGCCUUCGUGACCAACGCAGCCGACAACUACAUCUGGAAGGUCAGCCCCGACGGAGAUACCACCAUCUUCUCCAGAUCUCCGGUCUUCACGUCCCAUCCCGUGGACCGCGACGCACCCUAUAGUUUCUGCGGACUCAACGGCAUCGCUUACGUCAGCAAGGGCUACCUCCUCGUGGUCCAAUCAAACACGGGCAAGUUGUUCAAAGUCAACGCCGAUGACGGAAAGGCGCGGACGGUUCUGUUAAACAAGGACUUAACGCUGGCGGACGGAAUCGCCGUUAGAAGUGACGGCGUGGUAGUGGUGGUGUCCCAGUACAAGCUCUACUUUUUGAAGAGUGACAGCAGUUGGUCCGAGGGCGUGGUUUAUGACGAGACUGCCCUUGACGUGGAGGGUUUUGCGACUUCGGUGGCGGUGGGAGGGAACGACAGGGUAUAUGUGUUAUAUGGGUACGUGAACGAGGGCGAAUUGGGGAAUAAGGAAAGAUUGAAGUUUAGUAUAGUGGAGGUAGAGUCUGAGGAGGAGAGUGGGGAAGAGCAUGUUUGGGUGUAUGUAUUGAUUGGGUUGGGAAUGGUUUAUUUCUUGUUUUGGAGAUUUCAGAUGCGCCAGCUUGUGACUAACAUGAACAAGAAAACUGCUUGAUUUUUGCUUUUUUGUUUUUUUUUUUUUUUUGUUUUCCUUCGUUUCGUGUAACAUAUUUUUGUUCUAUAAAGAAAAAAGAAUAAAGAAAAACACAAUAUAUGUCUUUUGUUUUAAUUAA
Messenger RNA from Cornus florida, 1312 nucleotides. RefSeq lists its product as uncharacterized. The coding region runs from base 82 to 1194 and encodes 370 amino acids. Gene Ontology annotation, cellular component: endoplasmic reticulum. The transcript has a single exon. NCBI's taxonomy places the organism in Eukaryota, Viridiplantae, Streptophyta, Magnoliopsida, Cornales, Cornaceae. The record is from RefSeq and is a predicted model, not a curated record.